Molecule: messenger RNA, 3646 nt
Organism: Phlebotomus papatasi
Lineage: Eukaryota; Metazoa; Arthropoda; Insecta; Diptera; Psychodidae
Gene: PIG-O
Product: GPI ethanolamine phosphate transferase 3
Exons: 5
Coding region: 102-3398 (1098 amino acids)
Biological process (GO): GPI anchor biosynthetic process
Cellular component (GO): endoplasmic reticulum membrane
Molecular function (GO): mannose-ethanolamine phosphotransferase activity
Source: RefSeq, a predicted model, not a curated record
UGCCAUCACAUAACCUCAUUUUUGUCCCAAAGAUUUAUCCAAAGCCAAAUAAAAAGACCGAAUGUUGUGAAAAUUGUGAUUUUCCCGGUGAAAUUGAGUGAAUGGAGAGACAGUGGAGAUAUUUUCUAGUUCUAGUAUGGAUAGGGUAUACAAUAUUCUGUGGUGUUCAUAUAUUUUCAAGUGGAUUCCUCCUGACGAGGGUGGUGCAGAAGGAACGGACAUCGUGUGUGUCCUUUCCGGAUGCUUGCCCUGCAAAUGAGACACACUGUACUUCAGGCACGAGAAUAAAUCAGUAUUUGAACAAUGUUAACUUAUCUGACAGUAUUUGUCUGCCCAAGAAGAGCAGAGUGAUUCUGCUGGUAAUAGAUGCUCUCAAAUAUGACUUUGGAAUUUAUGAUCCAGGUUUACGGAAACCGCUGGCGUAUCAGAAUCGCAUGCCUGUCUUCAGUGAGAUGCUGCAGAAGCAUCCCAGGAGGAGUAGGAUGUUGAAAUUUAUGGCUGAUCCGCCAACAACAACAAUGCAGAGACUUAAGGGAUUGACAACGGGGAGUUUGCCAACAUUUAUCGAUAUUGGGUCGAAUUUUGCAUCUCCUGAAAUUAAUGAGGAUAAUAUUAUUGAUCAAAUUGUGGGAAGGAAUAUGACAGCGGUAUUUUUGGGUGAUAGUACAUGGACUGAUUUGUUUCCUGGGAGAUUUACCAGGGAAUAUAGCUAUCCCAGUUUCAAUAUUUUCGAUUUGGAUACCGUGGACAGGCGCAUUGAGAAGCAUUUGCCGGAUGAAUUGAGGGAGAAUGAUUGGGAUUUAUUGGUGGCUCAUUUCCUCGGGGUUGAUCACUGUGGGCAUAAGCAUGGGCCAUUGCAUAGGGAAAUGAGUAGGAAAUUGGGAGAGAUGGAUGCUGUAGUGAGGAGAGUUAUUGAUGAAAUGGCCAAUGAUACGAUGUUAUUGGUAAUUGGGGAUCAUGGGAUGACAUCAAAUGGUGAUCAUGGAGGUGAUUCAGCUGAUGAAUUAACAUCCUUGAUAUUUGCUUAUGCUAAGGGCAAUGAUCUAAUAAUGAAUGGCAAUGGGAAUGAGAUGCAACAGAUUGAUUUGGUGCCAACACUUGCUGCAAUCUUUGGUAUUCCAAUUCCCUAUUCCAACUUGGGUAGUAUAAGGAUGGAUUUGUUGCCAGAAGUUGAGAAGGUACCACGUAUGGAGACCCUUUUGCUGCACAUGUGGCAAAAUGCCAAACAAAUUCAGAGAUACUUUCAGCACUAUGCCAGCACAAAUCUUGGUACCUUUCGUCCUGAUCAUAUUGAUGAUUUGGAAAAUAAAUUUCUCGUACUGUCACAUCGGGUCAAUUCAAUCUAUUCUGAAGCGGCAUUUGUGAAUUUUGCCAAAGAUCUUCAGGGUCAUUUACGUGGUGUUCUCGUAGCAUGCCAUGAAAUUUGGGUGAGAUUUGAUGCAGAAUCAAUGACAAAUGGCCUACUAAUUGCCAUACUGACUGUAUUUGGGUGCUUCCUGCUGUUUCAUAAUUUGAAAAUACGCCAACUGGAGCGUCUUUUCAGUACUUCCAUCGUAACAUUCAUCUAUGCCAGCAAUGUCAUCUGUAUUGUGAGUAUUGUGGCACUCAAGUGGAUCUCAGCUAAUACCAUCAACUCUGUUAUGCUCUACAUGGCUGCAUUUAAUAUACUGAUCCUUGGGCUCUUUAUUAUUCAACAUUGGAGCAAUAUUGUUGAAAAUUGGAAUGAAAUUGGGAAAUUUUCCAACACAAUCACAAGAAUAGUCUAUCUUGUACUCGUUAUUAUCUUCUUUUCAAAUAGUUUUAUUAUACAAGAACCAAAGAUCCUAACAUACAUCCUCACGGGAAUGCUACUUCAUGUUCUCUUUGAACUCAAACGUGCUUUCUUACCCGAUGGCAAAAGACAGAUAAAAUUACUCACAAUUUUCUCUUCAGUCCCAAUGCAACUGAUUGGAUUGGCUACAAUUGCUAUCUUUUGCCUGAGAAUUGCCCAUAUGUUUUUCCGAUGUCGCGAAGAACAUGGAAAUUGUUUGGAAUUUGUGGGAAUAGGAAAUCCAAAUGGUGGUGGUGGUGGAAAAAGUCAGGCAGUUGCAAGGAGAAAAUUGGAUUUGAUUGCUGUUGUGGCAGUUGCACUAUUUGCCACCCUUACACGAAUUUAUCUACGUAGCUGUGGCAAUUUGUCCGGAUACUCUUGGAAUACGAUUUUGGCACGAUAUGGCCCAACAUUGGCAACAAUAUGCACAAGUGGAUACUUUUUGUUGUCACCAAAGAAUGGGAAAACAUCAGGCAUACCACAGCUUCAUAUUGAUGCCAUGGCAUGGAUUGUGGGUGGAAUUUUCCUUAUGCAGAUGCUGAUACUCGUAUUUCGACCCUUAAUGAUAUAUGUGGUGCCACAGGGCAUGGUAGAUGAUACUGUGAAUACUGGACGUCUCAUACCGGAUCUAUAUCGUAGACUCAAGACAAUAUAUGGGGAAGAUCGAGAGAAUAGAGAGAGGAAUAAGAUACCUAUAAUUUGUGGCCUUGGGACAGUCUAUUCAUCAACGAUGGUGUCUUAUUUUGUCAUCUUUACCAUCCUCAUGGCUCUUUUGCUCGGUGCAAAGGCAGCCACUGGUCUCCUUGUCACCAUGCUCGUUGCAGCUGUAUUUAUCAUACUAACUGGUGUCCUGCGUUAUCAAACAGCCAAGUCUCUCGAGUCUUGUCUACAACCAACAUUUGCCACUCUGGUGGUUUGGCUUCUCCUCAUCCAUUUCACCUUCUAUACAACGUCCCAUCAAACGACACUUUCACAGAUAGACUGGCAUCCAGCAUUUGUGGGUAGAACGGCAUACCAUGAUCAUAGCAAUAUCAUCUCCGCAUCUUUAGUUAUCAUCUCAACAUUUUGCGGUGCUGUACUCCUUGGCACCAUCUUUCCUUUAGUAACACUCGCUCCAUUCUUUAUCUACUCGGCUCUGCCCAAUUUGGCGACAUAUCAUAGGGAUAUGGCGCCCGAGCGACGUCCUGAGCGCCUUAAGACAAGCAACAAUGUUGAAUAUAGAAAGGUGAACAUUUCGAGGGCGGACGAUGAGGUCACUGGGGAGGAGACAACGAUGAAUGUUGUGGAGUAUGAUAUUACAAAGGGCGAGCUCAAUUUGUUCGAGAACGAAGCACUCUUCAUUGGGGCCAUCUUCAAGAGUGCGUGCCAAUUGAUGGCUCUCCAGGGACUCAGGAUUUUCUGCUCGAUGCUGGCCUGCACAAUUCACUGUCGGCAUUUGAUGGUGUGGAAAAUAUUCGCACCCCGAUUUAUAUAUGAAGGAAUUUCCACCUAUGUUCUCCUGGGAGCAAUUCUUUUCAGCUACUUGAUGCUGAUUCGGAUUCACAGAGCCGUGGUAAAUCUCAUUGUAAAAUUCACCAAAUUUAAUUAAAAUGUAAAAGAAAUGAAACAAAAUAACCACAGAAGAAUAAACACGAAGAGUCAAGUGUGUUUGUAGAGGAAAAAGGAAAAACCAGAUGUUACAAGUUAUCCAAGAGGAGUUGGAAUGUGCGUGGAGAAAAAUGUAAGAGCCAAAUUUCGUUUUUCACUGUAUUUUUUUUUGUUUUUAUUUAUUUUUAAGGUUUAUAUAUUGUAAUGGUAUUUUGACUAACAAACAAAUUUAAACUGUUCUUAUGAUUG